Molecule: messenger RNA, 4301 nt
Organism: Sander lucioperca (pikeperch)
Lineage: Eukaryota; Metazoa; Chordata; Actinopteri; Perciformes; Percidae
Gene: itga6a
Product: integrin, alpha 6a
Exons: 26
Coding region: 135-3341 (1068 amino acids)
Biological process (GO): cell-cell adhesion; cell-matrix adhesion; leukocyte migration
Cellular component (GO): external side of plasma membrane; integrin complex
Molecular function (GO): integrin binding
Source: RefSeq, a predicted model, not a curated record
CGCAGAGCCCGGCGGGGGAACACAAGCAGCGGCAGCCUUCAGUCAAACGGCACCGGGCUGAGCGGAGCGGAGCGGAGCAGCAGGGUCAGCGGCUCUUAACUUUGGACUACAGGACACAUUUGGACAACGCUGCAAUGCUGCAGGGAGGACCCACUGCCGUUUAUGUAUCACUUUUAUUUUAUUCUUAUUUCCUGGAGCCAACUUUGGUGCUCGCCUUCAACCUUGACACCAGUCAUGUCAUCAGAAAAAACGGAGAGCCGGGGAGUCUGUUCGGGUUUUCUCUCGCCAUGCACAGGCAACUCAACCCGGAUGAAAGAAUGCUGUUGAUCGGUGCACCCAGAGCCAGAGCUUUGGGAAAACAGACAGCUAACAUUACAGGAGGCCUUUAUAAGUGUGAAAUCACACAGUCCAAUGAUUGUGAGCGCAUUGAGUUUGAUAGUAAAGAGGACGUACUUGUUGAGAACAAGGAGAAUCAGUGGAUGGGGGUGACGGUUCAGAGCCAGGGACCUGGGGGAAAGAUUGUGACUUGUGCUCAUCGCUAUCAGAGGCGCUUGUUUGUGAACACCCCUCAAGAGUCCCGGGACAUCAUUGGGCGCUGUUAUGUCCUGAGUCAGGACCUGACCAUUGACUCGUCCUCUGAUGAGGAUGGAGGUAACUGGAAAUUCUGCGAGGGCAGAUCCAGAGGCCACGAGAUGUUUGGAUCUUGUCAGCAGGGUUUGGCUGCCACCUUCACCAAGGACUACCAUUAUGUGGUGUUUGGAGCACCGGGAGCUUACAACUGGAAAGGCAUUGUACGAGUGGAGCAAAAGAACAACACUUUGCUAGAGAUGGGAGUGUAUGAUGACGGCCCAUAUGAAGUUAGAGACGACCAUCUCUUGAACCCCGAGUUCGUGCCUGUACCUGCCAACAGCUACCUCGGAUUCUCCCUCGAUUCGGGACACAGCAUCACCAGGAGUCGUGGCCUGACGGUGGUGGCUGGAGCACCCAGAGCCAAUCACAGUGGAGCCGUGGUCCUGCUGAAGAAAGAGAACGAGUCCUCCGCCAGACUUUUGGUGGAACACACUCUAUACGGGCCAGGACUCGCCUCCUCCUUUGGAUACGACCUGGCUGUGGUUGACCUGAACGGGGAUGGAUGGCAAGACAUAGUUGUAGGAGCCCCUCAGUUCUACAUGAAGGACAGAGACAUUGGAGGAGCUGUUUACGUCUACAUUAACCAGGCAGGAAGGUGGGAAAGAAUCACUCCUGUCCGUCUAAAUGGGACCAAGGACUCCAUGUUUGGACUGGCAGUCGAGAACAUUGGAGACAUCAAUCAAGACACAUAUGAAGACAUUGCUAUCGGAGCUCCUUAUGAUGACGGCGGUGCAGGAAAAGUCUACAUUUAUCACGGCUCUGCACAAGGAAUCAAAACCAGCCCUGCACAGAUCCUUUCAGGAAAAGAGCACAACAUGCGACUCUUUGGAUAUUCUCUGGCAGGGAACAUGGACUUGGACAGUAACUCCUAUCCAGACGUGGCUGUUGGCUCUCUGUCGGACACAGCUCUGAUCUACAGGGCACGGCCAGUCAUUAGCAUCAGGAAAGAUAUCAAAAUAUCUCCACAGGAAAUUAACCUUACAAUUAAAACCUGUGGUAACAGCAUUUGCUUUGCAGUGGACGCUUGCUUCACCUACAAAGCAAACCCUGAAUCUUACAACCCAAGACUAACUAUUGGCUACUCUGUCGAGGCGGAUGGAGAUCGCAGGAAACAGGGGCUUCCUGCCAGAGUGACGUUCCUGAACAAAUCCCGCUCUGAAACAGACUACCAGUUUAACGGCACCUUGGACCUCCGUGGCCAAAACCAAAAAACAUGCAUCAAGAUAACAGCCAAACUGAAGGACAAUAUUAAGGACAAGAUGCGCAGCAUUCCCAUCGAGGUGUCUGCAGAAAUUGCGGGUACUAAGCGACAGAAGACGAGGAACGGCCUCCCUCAACUCAUGCCCAUAUUAGACUCCUCUGAACCGAGCAAAGACGUCAUUGAGGUCAACUUUGUAAAAGAGGGAUGUGGAAGUGAUCAUAUUUGCCGGAGUAACCUGAAGAUGGAGUAUAAAUUAUACUACAAACAAAGCAACCUAGAUGAGUACUCCCCAUUACCCAUCAAGAACACAGUCCCUGUGUUUCAUCUAAAUUACGAGAGGAAGGACUUAGCUCUGCGUGUGACAGUCAACAACAUGAAUGAAGAUGAUGCUUACGAAGCAAAGCUGGUGGGGACUUUCCCAGAUACGCUGUCAUAUUCUGGAGUCCGCUCACAUCAAACAACGAUGGAAAAGCUAAUCAUCUGUACAGCCAAUCAGAACGGCUCUCAAGCAGACUGUGAGCUGGGGAAUCCUUUUAAGAGAGACUCAAAGACUACAUUUUACAUCAUCCUGAGCACUGUGGGUAUGGCUCUCGACACCACAGAGAUUGAUAUCAACCUGCAGCUCCAAACAACAAGUGUGCAAGAAAAUAUUGCCCCUGUUAAAGUGAAGGCUAAAGUAAUCAUUGAAUUGCCGUUGUCAGUCAGUGGGGAAGCCAGCCCUAAUCAGGUUUCCUUUGGAGGUGUUGUGAAAGGUGAAAGUGCCAUGAAGACAGAAGAAGAGAUUGGAAGUUUGAUUACUUACACAUUCAGAAUAAACAACUUGUGGAAGUCUUCUGUCAGGGCCUCACUUCACAUUCAGUGGCCCAAAUGGAACAAAGACGGUAAAUGGCUUCUGUACCUGGUAAAGGUCACUGCAACAGGACCGGAGGACAUCAUUUGCUCUUCCGAGUCUGAAAUCAACUCUCUCAAACACAUCCAGGAGACUUCUGCAUCCAGGACAAAGCGUGAAAUUGGAGAAAGAAAAACUGUUGGCACAAUGUCCUCCCUGUCAGGCAAAAAAAAAGUUUUGACAUGUGACAGUGAGACCAAAUGUGUGGUGCUCAAGUGCCCCCUACAGGGCAUGGACGGUACAGCAGUUAAACUGAGGUCUCGCCUCUGGAACUCGACUUUUAUUGAGGAUUACGCCUCUAUUUCAAACUUGCACAUCGUUGUGAAGGCCUCGCUCGUCCUUCAUGCUCAGGCUAAAAACAUGAUCCUGAGAACUCCUCACACUGAUGUCACGGUGUCAGUGUCCCCUGAAGGUGCGGUAGCACAGCUAAGUGGAGUUCCCUGGUGGAUCAUACUGGUGGCUGUUCUUGCAGGCAUCUUGAUUUUGGCUUUGUUGGUGUUUCUGCUCUGGAAGUGUGGUUUCUUCAAGAGAGCAUCAAAAGACCAAUACGAUGCUGCAUAUCACAAGGCAGAGAUCCAUGUUCAGCCCUCUGACAAGGACAAACUCUCUGCUGAGGCCUGAUUUAUACUCUGAACAGGGUGUGGAUUCUUCAAACGCUCCAAACAAGAGGACAGCGUCCCUCGUUACCACGCAGUGAGGAUAAGAAAAGAAAUGCCUGAGUACAAAGAUGGAAAAGUCAUGCUUGAUUCUUUUGAAAAAAAGCAGUGGAUGACGACUUGGGUUGAUGAUGAGAGCUACUCGUAACUCAUUUCUUUCUGUUCAAAAUGAUUUUUGCAGACAGGUAUAACCUGAUUUGUUUUAAACAAUCUCAAGACACAAACACACUGAACUUUGUUUUUCUUUUUAUUUGUUGAACAUCAGUAAUCUUUUCUUUUCAGGAAUUAGUUGGGUUCAUGUAUUUGAAUUUUUACACUGUAUAGAUGAAAUGUUUUUUGUUUUUUUUUGUAAGUUUUGUAUAUAUUUAAAUACUUCUGCACACUUUACUGUAUAUUUAUUUUUUGAUAAAAAAAUAAUUUCAUGCAGCCAAAGAGUUGUUUUUUAGUCUUAUGUGUCCUGGAGCAGAUCGACGAAGGACAAAGUUUACUACUGUUUCUAUGGAGUUGUACUGUCUUACUUUAAGCCGAAAGUCUAUGCAAGCAAGGCACAGCUAGCUCAGUGCCAUAUGAAUGUAAAUCAGUAAAUUUUUCCGUUGUGUAUAAUUAUGUGUCUAGUUUUAGUACUUUCCAUCAAAAAGCUUCUGUCCUUUUUCAAAUGACAUUUAGGUACAUUAUCAUUUCACAAUAAUUAAAAGGUGCACAAAUGACUGUUCAAUUGAUUCUUCACCUCUUCUCACUGUUGUGGCAUUCAGGUAGCAUCCACUGUACGGUCUAUAAGUCAUCACUGAAGUAAGACUUUUUAUUCCAUGUGUAGAAUCCAAAGGGAAGAUGGUGAAAAGAAACUGAAAUGUAUGUUUUAUAGAUUUAAUUCAAAGUGAAUGUCUUUCUUGUUUAAAUUGUCAAGUAUAAUAAAAUGCUUAAAAAC